UCUAGCUUCCAUCAUUGGUCUUCAGUUUUUUUUUUUCUCCUUCCAGCUUGCUAGAAUCUACCAUGGCAGUGUCGAUGGCUGCUUAUUGGUUAAGUUUGGUUGCUGUGUUAUGGACAGUGAGCACAGGCCAUGCUUUGAGGAGAAUAAGCCUGAAGAAAAUGCCGUCUAUCAGGGAGACACUGCAGGAUAUGGGUGUUUCAGUGGAGCAGGUGUUGACUGAGUUAGCGCAGAUGAGCUCGCAAGACUUCAGCAACGGAACUGCUCCCACUCCCCUGACCAACUAUUUGGACACACAGUACUAUGGAGAGAUCAGUAUUGGGUCUCCAGCGCAGAUGUUUAAUGUUGUAUUCGACACAGGCUCAGCCAACCUGUGGGUUCCCUCGCAAAGCUGCUCCCCUUUUUCCACAGCCUGCUUUACUCACAACAGGUAUGACGCCUCCAUGUCUCGCACUUACAUGGAAAAUGGAACCGGAUUUUCUAUCCAGUACGCCUCAGGGAACGUCAGGGGAUUCCUGAGUGAGGAUGUGGUUGUGGUGGGUGGGAUCCCCGUGGUGCAGGUGUUUGCUGAAGCGACCUCCUUGUCUGCCAUGCCCUUCAUCUUUGCAAAGUUUGAUGGCGUCCUGGGGAUGGGCUACCCGAAUGUUGCCAUCGAUGGUAUCAUUCCAGUUUUUGACCGCAUCAUGUCUCAGCAUGUCCUCAAGGAGGAAGUGUUCUCUGUUUACUACAGCAGGGACUCACAACAUUCACCCGGUGGAGAGCUGGUGCUUGGUGGCACAGACCCAAACUACUACACUGGGAACUUUAAUUAUAUGGACACCAAAGAGAUGGGCAAGUGGGAGCUAGUGAUGAAAGGUGUUUCUGUGGGAACAGAAAUGAUAUUUUGUUCAGAAGGCUGCACAGCUGUUAUCGACACAGGCUCCUCUUACGUCACAGGCCCAGCCUCCUCCGUUUAUGCCCUGAUGAAAAGCAUCGGAGCACAGCUGGAUGAAAGUGGUUACAAGGUUAACUGUGACAGCGUGAAGACUUUGCCAAGUAUUGCUUUUCAUCUCGGUGGCCACGAGUACUCCCUCACUCACGAGGACUAUAUUUUGCAGCAAUCCCAGAUCGAGGGAGAUAUCUGCAUUGUGACCUUCAGGGGCUUGGAUGUGCCACCCCCUACAGGUCCCAUUUGGAUUCUGGGAGCCAACUUCAUCGCCCGCUACUACACAGAAUUCGAUCGUCGCGGGAAUCGAAUAGGCUUUGCUAUAGCAGUUUAACAAGGCUAAAAAGUCAACGCUAUUUUCGACUUCCUGCUGCUGGCCUUUCACUUCGGUGGUUCAAAAAACUGACACGGCCUAUUUAGGAUUCAUCCACCAUCAUGCUUUGCUUCUUUGCAUUUCUGCCGUCUUGUUCUGGAAAGUUUAGCUACACUGACCACCUUCAGUUCCCUAUUUAUAAAGGUGUGAAAGCCAUUGUAAACUGUAUCCGUGUGUCUCACCCGUUUAUGUCAAAAUGAAAUAAAGCGGUUGGCGUUCCGAUGGAUGAAGUUCUCUGUUAAUUUGUUUCAGGAGGUUCUAUAAGUUGAACAAAUAGCUGGUCGACUGUGACUGACACAAUACUGGCUUUAUUUCAGCCAGCAUCUAAUCAGUCUCACAUCUGUGUUUCCAUUGCAUAUCCCUCCAUGCCUGUCCAGAGCUUUGCGCAGCUCAUGAGUACAGUAGAUUUGGCGGACCUGAAAUGAGGAUCAUUUGGGAAAAAAAGCAGAAGUGACUCCAAGAUAAACAA
Molecule: messenger RNA, 1764 nt
Organism: Syngnathoides biaculeatus (alligator pipefish)
Lineage: Eukaryota; Metazoa; Chordata; Actinopteri; Syngnathiformes; Syngnathidae
Gene: ren
Product: renin
Exons: 9
Coding region: 63-1256 (397 amino acids)
Biological process (GO): angiotensin maturation
Molecular function (GO): aspartic-type endopeptidase activity
Source: RefSeq, a predicted model, not a curated record